This is a messenger RNA of Pseudophryne corroboree (corroboree frog), 2727 nucleotides long. It is a transcript of the gene TCF19, whose product is annotated as transcription factor 19. The record is from RefSeq and is a predicted model, not a curated record. Gene Ontology annotation, molecular function: protein binding. Gene Ontology annotation, biological process: regulation of gene expression. Gene Ontology annotation, cellular component: nucleus. The transcript is spliced from 3 exons. The coding region runs from base 650 to 1717 and encodes 355 amino acids. NCBI's taxonomy places the organism in Eukaryota, Metazoa, Chordata, Amphibia, Anura, Myobatrachidae.
GCGCGCUUCCUUCCUUUCUGGUUUCCCGCCGCCAGUAGUCACCUCCGGGCGCCUGUCAGUGAGCACCGCGCCGUCACCGCCAGUGGCUCCCUCCCCCCCGGGUGAAAUCCAAGAACGUGGAAGCCACUAAUACCGGGAGAGGGGCUUAUCCCGCACUGGGGGGGGGAGUGGGUUUGGUAGGUCAGUGACGUAAGCGGCACCAGCUGCCGUUCCAGUCCCACAUUCGGGCUUCUAACAGUGGUGACAGUGAGAGGUCACCCUAUGCUUUCUGAUUAACCUGCACCCCACCUAGGGGGAGGCUUGUAGGCAGACACCUCCAGUUAAUGGGCAGCUGGCUCAGUGGGUAAGGUUUCGUGGAAAAGACAGCUGGCUUAGUGGGUAAGAUUGGGGCAUCAAAUCCACCUGCUCAGUAGUUACCUUUGGUGAGUAAGGCAACUGGCUUAGUGGCUAAGUGUAAAACUGCUGGCUUGGUGGGUUUGUUAGCUGGCUCAGUGGGCAAAGGUAACCCAGGCUUAGUGAGUAGAUUGAUGCCUGGGUGGGUAAGGCAGCUGGUCCAGUGGGUAAGAUUGGUGGGUGAGACAGUUGGCUUAGUGGGUAAGAUUGCUGGCUCAGUGGGAAAGCAGUUGUCCUGUGGCGAAAAACAGCUGCCAUGGUAGGGUCAGGGGUUUCCCUGACCCAGGUGCAGCCCUGUUUCCAGCUGCUUCGUAUGGGCUCCGACCUCGGAACACUCGCCAACGCGCAAAGCCCACCCUCUCAAGACCUGUACACCUUCCUGCCAGACUCUCCGCGGUGCAUCUAUCGGCUAGGAGCCCGGCACGACCUAUGUGAUGUUCCCUUACCUGGGAAACCUGUAGUCCAGGCACAGAUCCAUGCUGAGCGAGAGCCCACUGGAGACUGGCGGGUCAACUUGGAGAGCUGCUCCAGUUCUGGCAUUUACAUCAAUGAUGUCCACCUGCAACGGGGUCAGCGGUUAGAGUUAUCCGAUGGAGACCUUCUUCGCUUCCAAGAAAGACCCUCUUCAUCCUCCUCUCCUGACACCUUCUUCCUAUUCCAACGUGUUCGUGUACGACCGCUGGACUUCUCUGCCAUCACCUCACCACGUGUUAAGAAUACAUUUCCCUGCUUCACCCCAGUGCUGGGCACACAAAGCCUGGGCAUGGAACGCGGAGGAUCUCCUCACUACACAACUGGGGCCACGGUUAUCUUGAACUCCAUCGGUAGCAUUAGCAAGAUGAAGCGUGAAAGGAUGAACAGCGGUGGGCUGGUGGGUGGAACUGUUGAGUUAUCCAAACCGCCAACUCCAGACCUUCCAUUACCUUCCCGUACGGGCCUGGAGAGAAGGAGCAGUCGUAGGAAAGCUCAGCACAAGGUUCUCUGUGAACUGGAGGAAGAUGAAGAGGAGAGGGAGGAGGAAGAGGAAGAUAAAAGGAAAAGAAAAAGGGGGAGGCGGAAGGAAGAUGAGCAGAGAGCUGCACAACAGAUGGAGUUUGGCAGGAAGCCUCGUGGUCGUCCCAGAAAGAACCCUGCCCCUCCUUUGGUGGUGUCCCAGACUGUGUCAAGUGCGGAACCUUGUGCCUAUCGAUCUUGCUGCCUUCCUCAGGAAGACACGGUCAGCUGGGUGCAGUGUGACCGCUGUGAUUCCUGGUACCAUGUUGUGUGCAUUGGGCGCAGCCUGACCUCCCUGCAGGACACAGACUUCCACUGCGGCUGCACGUGACCAGGCUUGUGAAUAGUCAACUUUCUUUUAAUCUCACCUUCCACUGCUCCUUGACCCAACUAUCUCUUCACCCUCCUUUUUCUUGAACCCAUGUAUUAAGAGUUUCAGCCCGUCUCAGUUGUAGCAGGAGGUACAUUUGCAACCAUUUAAUGCAUUAGACUAAAGGCUGUAAAAUGUGUCUACACGGGUUUUUAAACAUGCACUGUAGGGACGUUACUGUACCUGUCAAUUCCCUUCAUUAUUUAACCCGGUUCAUGACUUUUCUUCUGUGUUUCAUCAUACAAAUGUACAGAACUUUAGCAGUUGGACAAAUUUGCAGCAAAGACCAGUCUCUAAUCUUUCUACUCAAAUCUGGGAUCUCAAAUUCUUUUUUUUUUUCCUUUUUAAUAUAUAUUGGACAAGAAUAUAUUUUUACAGUUCAUUUAAGAGAAUACUAGAAAUCUUUGCUUAUGGUCACCCCUUUGAAAGAAUGCCAAUAUUUUGUGCAAGGCUGGGGACAAUAAUGUAGCAAUCUCGAACCAGUAAGCCAAAUCUACAUGCAGUUGGAGCUUUAAAGUUGACCUUAGGCCUGCAUGUGGUACAAGCAACCCUCUUGUAGGCUGGAGAGGUAUUCACAAGACUGCUGCCUAUCGGUUUGCUAGGAACUAGUGAUGUCGUAUUGUCAGGAGGUACAAAGGUCAUGUUAAAUAAAUAGGCUGCAUACUUGUGUAUCCCACAAAAUUGCCUCCACUUUGUCUAGGAUGGACUAUAUGCCUAUAGGAAUUGCUCUACAUAUAACUUGAGGUUAGAACAUUAAGCACUAUGGCUAGCCGGUUCUACGGUUAUAAUGGCCGCCUUCUGUACAUGCACUGAAUCUUAUGAUCGUUAAAUUAAGGAUAAAUGACUAAGCAUUGUGAUUUUAUUUUAUUUUCCUCCUUUUCUUCCUCCUUUCUUUCCCUGUUCUCCCACUGUAUCGGUAAUCUUAAAAUCAUAACUGGUAACGUUUCUGAAUAAAGUCCACCGCAAGCAUU